This is a messenger RNA of Betta splendens (Siamese fighting fish), 2156 nucleotides long. RefSeq names its product spermine synthase (gene sms). The coding region runs from base 141 to 1223 and encodes 360 amino acids. The record is from RefSeq and is a predicted model, not a curated record. Gene Ontology annotation, biological process: spermine biosynthetic process. The transcript is spliced from 11 exons. Gene Ontology annotation, molecular function: spermine synthase activity. NCBI's taxonomy places the organism in Eukaryota, Metazoa, Chordata, Actinopteri, Anabantiformes, Osphronemidae.
ACCGAGGCCACGCCCCGUUUUGGCAGGCGUGACCGGUCAGAGAGAGGCAGCAGCGGCGGUAGCAGGGCCCUCCCUCUGUCUGUGCAGAUAAAGAUUCCCAGCCUGCCUGUCCCAGGCAUGGAUGACGGUUGCUCCCAGCCAUGGCUCUGCGACAUUACACUCUCGACUUCAGUCUCUCCGCGGCAGUUGACCCCGCUACAGCAGUUCCCGACCUACUGUCCAUAUUCCAUGAACAGGAAAUGACAGAGACUGUCCAUGAUACAGAUGGUCAUGGAUACCUCGCUACUCUUGUAGGCAAGAACGGCCGACUUGUGAUUUUGCGUGUGCACACUCAUGGGCUAGUCACCAUUGAUCUGCAGUGUUAUGAACAGGACAACAUUUCACAACUAGACAAUCUUUUAAAUGCACUGGAAAAGAAGCUCAAAGCGCUCUUGAAUGGCAAUAUUACAAGAAUUAAACGACUCCCAGCACUCAUCAGAGGAGCAAAAGUUGACCGAUACUGGCCGACAGCUGAUGGCAGACUGAUUGAGUAUGACAUUGACCGGGUGGUGUAUGAAGCGGACUCUGCAUACCAAAACAUAAAAAUAUUGCACUCGCAGCAGUUUGGAAAUAUUCUAGUACUCAAUGGAGAUGUUAACUUGGCAGAGAGUGAUUUGGCUUAUACUCAAGCCAUCAUGGGCAGUGGGAACGUGAGUUAUGCUGGAAAAGAGGUGCUGAUAUUAGGAGGCGGUGAUGGUGGCAUCCUCGCUGAGGUGGUCAAGCAAAAGCCAAAGAUGAUCACAAUGGUGGAAAUUGACCAGAAGGUGAUAGACGGAUGCAAAGUGCACAUGAGAAAAACUUGUGGCAAUAUCCUGGACAACCUGAAGGGAGACUGUUACCAAAUACUAGUAGAGGACUGUGUCCCUGUGCUGAAGAAGUAUGUCGAGAAAGGAAAGAUGUUCGAUUACGUAAUUAAUGACCUCACUGCAAUCCCAAUAUCCACAGAGCCAGAAGAAGACACAAUGUGGGAGUUCCUGCGUCUCAUCUUAGAUCUGUCUAUAAAAGUCUUGCACCCCAGUGGAAAAUAUUUCACACAGGGCAACAGCGUGAACCUGACUGAGGCACUGACUUUGUAUGAAGAACAGCUGGGAAAGCUCUCAUGUCCUGUGGACUUCUCCAAAGAGGUGGUGUGUGUGCCCUCCUACCUGGAGCUAUGGGUGUUUUACACCAUAUGGAAGAAGUAAAAGCCUCCAGCUCGGUGUGCUUGAAUCCUCAGCAGCUGGAAUGUGAAUGCUCCUCCUGUUUCUGCUGCAGCCUUCAAGGUGUGUUCAAACUGAAGGUAGCAUGCAAAUUAGCGGAAGCACAAACGUCCUGUACUUUCCCUUCAAAGUACAAUCAGCCCUGUAGUCUGGUUUUAAAGUGCACCUGUUCCUUAUACGUAGCUAGUGACUGACUACAGCUUACGUCUGCGCUGUAGUUAGUGGAGCUCAUGAGAGCAAUUUGAAAUUAAAUGAAACUUGCUUUCAGUGUGAACACACCUCACAGUUGCAGCGUUUUACUCUCUACACCUCAUUAUGCUCCUCCUGUUCCUUUUUUUGUUUUUAGUUUCGUUUUACAAUUUAUGCUACAACUUGUAUGCUUGUGUUGUAUGAUUUUUUUUUUUUUUGUUGCUUGACUGAUGUGGAAUGUGCGUUUUGAUGUUCUCAGAUGUUCGAACACUGAUUUGAUGCACUGAUGAUGUGCAGUAGCCUCAAGACAGAAGUGUGUUUUGUUGUUUUUAUUCCUGGGUCGUGAGCUCAACAUUGUGCUAGGCUGGAGCGUGGGCUCAGCUCUUUUGUUACUGGCAAAUGUGAUUUGAUUCUUUCAGGUUGUACCAAGGCAAUGUGAUCUUGCCCUGUGAGACUAAAUGUGUUUUAAAAGGGAAACCGUUCCACCACAUUGACAGCUUAUGCUUUUUUAUGUGCUGUUUUAUUAGCACCUUGGUUUCUCCUGAUUUAUAUUUAAAACUUUUUGGGCAUGUAAAGGACAGUGAAUGUAGCUUGCAUAUACCGUGCAGAACACGUUUGCAUGGGAUGGGGCUCCCUUACGUUUAUUUAUUCAAUAUAAGUUCACCAAAUGCUGUUCUGUCCCACUUGAGAUGAUUGUGAGCAUAUUCAAUAAAAACUGUUUUAGGAGAA